Molecule: messenger RNA, 6018 nt
Organism: Pogona vitticeps (central bearded dragon)
Lineage: Eukaryota; Metazoa; Chordata; Lepidosauria; Squamata; Agamidae
Gene: MGAT4A
Product: alpha-1,3-mannosyl-glycoprotein 4-beta-N-acetylglucosaminyltransferase A
Biological process (GO): protein N-linked glycosylation
Cellular component (GO): Golgi stack; endoplasmic reticulum-Golgi intermediate compartment; endoplasmic reticulum
Molecular function (GO): acetylglucosaminyltransferase activity
Source: RefSeq, a predicted model, not a curated record
GCACGCGCGCAGCAGAGGAGCGCGCGGCUCCCCCUGCAGGAGCGGAGCGAAGGAUAGAAGAUCCCUUCCUCUUCAGGGAACCCAAGGGGAAGCAGAACUACAGAAUCAUGGGUCAUUUCGGUGAGAGCUUCUGAGAGAGACCAGAGGUCUGCGAUAAUAUAGCCACUUUACUGGCACAAGAAUGGUUUGGAAAUGACAUUGCAGCAUUUUUCUGUAUGACUGGCAAAGCAGUGCUAAGCUAGAAUAUACUGGCUUCAAGACGAUAGACAACACUUAAAUCCUAAUCACUGGCCAGAUAUAAACCAGUGUGAUGCGGAAAUGAGAUGAGGCUCCGAAAUGGAACUGUGGCCACUGUGUUAUUUUUCAUCACCUCUUUCCUGAGUUUGUCUUGGUAUACAGCAUGGCAGAAUGGGAAAGAAAAGCUGAUUGCCUAUCAAAGGGAGUUUCAUGCUUUGAAAGAACGUCUUCGAAUAGCUGAGCACCGGACCCUGCAGCGUUCCUCUGAAUUAAAUGCCAUCUUGGAGCAAUUCAGACGGGCAGUGGCAGAAACAAAUGGAAGCAAGGAUGCACUGAGCAGUGUUUCAGAUGAAACCUUAAAAUUAUUAAAGGAGCUAACAAGCAGAAAAUCUCUUCAAGUGCCAAAUAUUUAUUAUCACUUGCCUCAUUUAUUGAAAAAUGAAGGGAGCCUUCGACCUUCAGUGCAAGUUGGCCUUGGACGAACAGGAGUUUCUAUAGUAAUGGGAAUUCCUACUGUAAAGAGAAAAGUAAAAUCGUAUCUUACAGAAACUCUUCACUCACUGAUUGAUAAGCUGACUCCAGAAGAAAAAUUAGACACUGUUAUGAUUGUCUUCAUAGGAGAGACAGAUCUUGACUACGUAAAUGGUGUUGUAGCAAGUCUAGAAAAAGAGUUUUCUACAGAAAUCAGUUCUGGCUUGGUGGAAAUAAUAGCCCCACCUGCAUCCUAUUAUCCAGACUUGACAAACCUAAAAGAGACAUUUGGAGACUCAAAAGAAAGAGUCAGAUGGCGGACAAAGCAAAAUCUGGAUUAUUGUUUUCUUAUGAUGUAUGCACAGAAAAAGGGUAUUUACUACAUUCAGCUUGAGGAUGACAUCGUUGUCAAGCAGAAUUACUUCAGCACAAUAAAAAAUUUUGCACUUCAGUUGUCCUCUGAAGAUUGGAUGAUUCUCGAGUUUUCUCAGCUGGGGUUCAUUGGUAAAAUGUUCCAGUCUCCAGACAUUACACUCAUUGUAGAGUUCAUAUUUAUGUUUUAUAAAGAGAAACCUAUCGACUGGCUCUUGGAUCACAUUCUUUGGGUGAAAGUCUGCAACCCUGAGAAAGAUGCUAAACAUUGUGAUCGGCAGAAAUCAAAUCUCAGAAUACGCUUCAGACCUUCCCUUUUCCAGCAUGUGGGCCUACACUCCUCUCUAGCAGGAAAGAUUCAAAAACUCACUGACAAGGACUUCCUGAAACCAUUAUUGCAUAAAAUUCAUGUGAAUCCACCUGCAGAGGUUUCUACAACUUUAAAGGUCUAUCAAGGGCAUGCUCUUGAAAAAGCCUACAUGGGUGAAGACUUUUUUUGGGCUGUUACACCAGUUGCUGGAGAUUAUAUCCUAUUUAAAUUUGACAAGCCUGUCAAUAUAGAAAGGUUCCUGUUCCAUAGCGGAAACCCUGAACACCCAGGGGAUAUAUUCAUCAAUACAACAGUGGAGGUGUUGCCUUUUAAGAGUGACGAGCUUGUGUUGAGCAAAGAAACCAAAGAGAGGCGAUUAGAAGACGGGUAUUUCAGAAUAGGCAAAUUUGAAAAUGGUAUAGCAGAAGGAACAGUUGAUUCCAGUCUGAAUCCAAUUGCAGCUGUCCGGCUUUUAGUAAUACAGAACUCAUCUGUCUGGGCAAUUCUAAAUGAGAUUCAUAUUAAAAAGCUCCCCAACUGAGUAGUCAAGAGGAAGGAGCAGAAGGGGAAAAUCUACAUCUCUUGGAAACUUUUCUGCAAAUUCCCACAAUCUAUAGACUGAGGAUGCGAGCGUGCACCUUCCAACUUAUUUGUCUCUGAAACUCUACCUCUUGUGAAAUCUACUGUAGACUGAUCCAGCAAGAAGUGUUUAUGAUAACCCAGAAAAUGAUUUUUAGCUGGUAUUAUUUAUCUAGAUCCAUGGUUUAGCUAUUUGAACAUGACUUUGCUGCCUAAGGAUCACAGUAAUCUCUUUAACCUAUCAAAUUUUGAUAGGGUAUGCUACAUAAAAGUUGUACAUAUUGUUACAUUCCUUAAAAAAUUAUAUAUAUAUAUUAUAUGUAUAUAUAUAUAUAGUUGUUAAAUACCUUUUAUGAAGGGGGUACUUUUUGGAAGUCCAUUUAUUUUGCUAAUGCAAACCCUCUUUUAUAGAUUAUCAGGGAUAUAUAUUCAAAAACAUUAGGGAUGUUUAAUUUAUUAAAUGGUUUGAAAAGUACAUAUUUUUAUGCAGGUAAUAACUUGAUGUAGUUUUUUUUUAAUGAAUGACAUUAUUUCUUGAGUUAUCUCUUAAUUUUGCUUUAAUAAUGAAGUAACCAUAUUUUGUAAUAUAUACAGUACUGCCAUGGCUAGAAGGUUUAAAAUUGAAUUUGCGAAUGAAGCACUUUUGUACAAUACAAAGGACAUAAUCAUUUCAGAGGUUCUCUUUCACAAGCAUAAUUGAAAUGAAUGGGACUUGGACAGAAUACCCCCUCCCCAGGUGUAAGAUAUGCUGUUCGAAGACAUACGCAAGAGAUGAAGGACUUUGGACAACAUUGCCCAUAAUCCUCACAGCCCCCAACAUGUAAUUUUAGCAUGUUGAGGAAUUUUGUACUUCAGUAUGAUGCCUGAAAUUUGCAGUGAUCUAGGAUUGAUUCAUGUCCCGUUAAAGGGAAAUUUUGAUAUUUUUAAACCUUUGUAAAAUCUUAUGAAAUGCAGCCAAGUUACUCCUUUGGAUAGAAAAUGUUCUGAAACAUCUGCCUGUUUAUAUUUUAUUUUGCUUUGCAUCUCUUUUGUAUGAACUCUGUUCAGUCCUUUGGAAUGAUUUAAUUUACCAUUUUAUUAGAUAUGAUAAUAGAAAAUUGUACACAGUAACCACAGCUGAGCUUACAAAAAAGUGACUGUUGAGUCUUUAAAUGUUGAAGUGAUUUUUUUUCCCUUAAGAGAGCCCCGCUCCCACUACAGGCAUUGUACUCCAACUGACUUAAGCAAGAGAGGUUGUGUGAUCCAAACAAUCGUUGUCUUUUGAACUUCAAGAGAAAAAAAUGAGACACUUUUGCUUGGUCAGUAGUCUUGGAAGAGGGGCUGUUCAAGCACUUUGUGCCAUGCAGCACACUAAACAUGCAAUAGUAAAUGCUAAUAAAAUCAUUAUUAUUUCCCCUAAUGAUCUCUAAUCAAGAUAUGGAAAUAAUGACCUUUAACCUCACCUUUACAUCUGCGAUUUACACAGAUAAAUGAGGUUUAUUAAGUGGCAGUAGCUGGUGUCAUUAGCUAAUUAACUCUUAAAUCCUUCUGUGUCUUGGAUGUAAGUUUUGCCAAAAUAUUGUCUUGCCUUUUCUCAAGGAUCAGAAUUAUUUCUAACAAUAUGGAUGCAACUAGUUUUUUUACAUCCUUUGCAUCCUAUUGUGAGCUUAUUUCUGAAGAAAUAGUCAACAUAAUAUCAUGUAGUUUUAGAAGACGUAGCCAUGUUAGUCUGUGCUAGCAUAUCAAGCCAAAAGAAAAGGAAAAUAAAAAAUUAAGGAGAUAAAAGUAAGUGAACUAGUCCAUAAAAGCUCACACUAACUUAUAGCAAUUAAUUUUUAAGGUGCCACAAUUUUGUGUCUUUUUAAUUUUUCUUUUGUUUUGGUUUAAACAUAGUAUGAUGUAACAUAUUGAUCAGGUUUCCAGUUGUUCAAGAUAAUUGCAGAAUUGACUGAAAUGUUCCUGCUUUUGAAAAAUUUUGAAUGGUUGAUCCAUCUUAUAUUUAUGGAGCAACUUUGAUUAAACUCUUAACUUCCCUCUGUGUUUGGCUGGACAGUGAGAAUGUGAGAGAAAGCAAGCAGGCAUCGGGUAAGAGGCUGAGCUUGAACAUUGUGUCUAAGGAGAAAGGCACUUACAUGCUUAAGAUCAAUUUUUUAAAAUCUUUCUAUUUGGUGUGAAAACUUUCAAAAUGUUUUUUAAAGUGUGUUUUACACAGGGAAGGGGACUAAUCAUGCAAGGAGGAUCUGUGAGACUAGCAUACCUUUUAUUUUGCUCUGAACAAGCUCUACAAGCAACACAAUGAAUUCUACUGCUGUUUCCACUAAUGUUAGUAGUGACAUGGCUGUGAGUUCUUCUUGGCUCAAUGCUUUAUAUUGUUCUCAUCUUGUUCCUCCAAUAGACAUUAUGAUAACUUGUUAAAAUCUGGUGCUGUGAAUUGAAGGCUGGUCUGACAUUUUGCUGCAAAUGGCCUGACUCUGUUUUUUUUUCCAGCCACCACCUUCUGGGUGUACUGACAAAAAUCACCCCAAAGGCUCACCUACUGCUAAAUGGAAUUAGGGAAAACAUUUGUCAAUUAAGGCAUGACUCAGUUAUCCGUGUUGCCAGAUUUAAGGAGGAAGGCAAGUUGCUUCAGCAGUAUUAGGUGAGAAAUAUUCUGGAGCAGGCUUAGAUCAGGUAUCAAUGCUCAGUUCCAAAAGCUUCUAUUAACUUGGUAUUUAGAGCAGUAAAACAUUUAAUUCUUGUGCUAUGCUUUCUUCCUGGUCCCUUCUCGGGUAGAAAGGAACAGCUGUACUAUUCAUUAUUUAGAGUUGUGGGAACAGUUGGUUUUGGAGAGUUGUUGACUCUGAAUGCAUUUUGAGAAUAUUUGAAAGAUACACAAUAAGGUAUUAAGGAUAAUCAUUUUCAUCCUAUAGUGAUAGACUAGAAGAGGGUUUAAUUUUACCAAAAAAAAGAGGGUAAGACUUACAGGAGUUUUUAUUUAAAUGAAGAGUGGAUAAUGGUGCAUAAUUUUGGCUGAGCAGGAUUGUUACUUUUGUUAAUUUUGGCUGAGCAGGAUUGAUCCUUCAGCAAUAAGUACAGACUUUGAUAAUGCAGCUGAAGAGAACUUGAACUUGCUUUCCAACUACAGAAUAGUGUGGUUGUUGCAUUACUAGAAAAUGAGAUUCCACUUUUGGGAGCAAGGUUUAACUUCCUGCCAUAAAGCAAGUUAAAGAGCAAAUUGUCCCUCCCAGUUAUAGUGACUUGGAAAAGUUGUGAUGUGUUGAAAUUUAACUUGAGUAACUGAAUGCUUUAUAGUAUCUUACAUUCCACUAACUGCAAGCUCAACUGAUGUUAGUGAACCUGCAUCUUAAAACAGAAGACUGUGUCUUACGUAGAGAUGAUUAAAUAGUUAUUUCAGAUGUCUGCAAAUGGGAAAAGUGUUCAAAUAACUUUGGUGCUAAGUGUUCCCAAUAGUUUUUGGACCUACCUGCUUUUCUUCCCUUCCAUCCUGAAAAAGGUUACUGUUACUUUCAUGGCUUGUUGCAGGCUGAAUACGUCCAUUCUCUUCUCCUCCCUGACAUCUAUACUAAUAAACAGGACAAAAUAAGUCAUUUCUUCUCUGAGAAGGCUGAAACAGAUUUGUGCUUUACUUGAAUUUAUGGCCCUUUGCCAAGGUUUGAACAUGCUGUUAUGAAUGUGUAGGCCUGAACAGUGGCUAAUAGAAUAAAGACUGCUAGCUGGUUUGAGUUCUUGCUUACAGAUGUUUCCUAGGAAAGAUUAAAUUUUAGUGAUUGAAUAUUGAACAAGAAACUAGCUUACUGUUUAUAAAUAAUUAGAUAUGUCCUGCUUUCUUCUCCCAUCUGUCUGCUCUGUUGUGUUUCUGUUCUUGCCCUGGUGGAAUCUGCGAUUUCAGUGCUUUUUAUUGGAAAAAGUUUCCAUUUACUGUAAACUUUCUUUGAAAAGCUAGAUUUUGUUAUUAAUCCUGCUGCUAUAUUUGAAAACCUAACUGGGUCAUGUUAAUUGUGCCUUUCAUCAAUGUGCUAUGUGCCACAGUUGCCCAUGUAAUAUCUGAAAUAAAUCUUUUGAAAACUGCA